This is a messenger RNA of Lates calcarifer (barramundi perch), 1845 nucleotides long. Its product is annotated as kelch domain-containing protein 1. Lineage: Eukaryota; Metazoa; Chordata; Actinopteri; Centropomidae. The coding region runs from base 359 to 1573 and encodes 404 amino acids. Gene Ontology annotation, molecular function: protein binding. The record is from RefSeq and is a predicted model, not a curated record. The transcript is spliced from 13 exons.
UAUAUUCUAUGUAUGAAACUCUAAAUGUGUUAAAUGAGUUUAAAUGGUUUCCUCCUUUAGUGCACAGUGUUUUGAUGGCGAAAUUCAACUUGCAUAACCAGGAGGUUCACGGUAAUGGGAGGGGUAAAUAAGGACAACAAGCCUGAAAAACUCGUUCCACGCAGCGUACAAUUCAGUCGGCUUCUCUCUCUGCGGCCGGAACGGUGGAUCAGAUCCCUCCUCUCUCACCGAGCCAACGCAGAAACAUUCUUAGCGGCAUUCCUUCACGCCGGUGAUCAUUUUAAAAGUUGUUUUUAUCUGAGCGGUGAGUCACUGUUCAACAGGCGGAGAGUCGGAGCCGAAAGUCCGGGUUUGAGGGAUGGAUGCUGCGGAGGGAGACGCACCGGUGAGCCCGCUGGGGAGGAGCAGCCACACGGCGUUCAUAGACAAUAACACGCUGUAUGUUUGGGGAGGUUACCAGGUAGUUGAUGGAGAAGACGUCAUGUUGCCCAGUGAUGAGAUAUGGCUCUGUGAUUUGGACAGCGGGACGUGGGAGCGGCGGGAGAUCACCGGCAACAUCCCCCCCGCCUUAUCAGGUUUCUGUGGCGCUCAUGUCAACAGCACAUUCUACAUUUUUGGAGGAUGUAGCUCUGUUGGAUACACCAACCAGAUGUUCAGUGUUGACCUCACAGAGCCGUGCUGCUCAUGGAAGGAAGUGACCGACACCAAGGGAACAACACCAUCGCCACGAAACAAACACUCCUGCUGGGUACACAGAGACAGAUUAAUCUACUUUGGUGGGUACGGAUGUAAGACUAUCGGGGAGGUACGAGACAGAUCGUCGUCGAGCUUCUUCAUGGACGAGAUGUCCUGGACAACAAUUGGCGACACAUUGUUUAGGUGCUGGGGCUGGAACAAUGAAGUCCAUGUUUUUGACCCACAUACGGCUACAUGGAGCAUGCCAGAGAUUCAGGGUCCCACUCCGGCCCCCAGAGACAGCCAUGCCAGUGCCCUCCUGGGGAACAAAGGUUACAUCUCCGGCAGUGUGGAGUUGGCAGAGUUGGACCUGUUCUGCUUAGACCUGGAAACCUGGACCUGGAGCCAAUUUAACACCUGCUCGUACUGUUCACCUCUGGGCCGCUCUAUGCACACCAUGACGCCCAUAUCGGAUCACACACUCUUCAUAUACGGAGGUCUCGGCGUAGACGGAAACACUCUCAAUGAUGCCUGGCAGUAUAACACAGUUAAAAAAGAGUGGACCCAGAUAGUACACCCACAUAAGGACAAGCCCAGGGUCUGUCACACGGCGUGCCUGGGAAGCGACGGCGACGUUGUUGUGUUCGGGGGAAGCAGUAAACUCUGCAUCCUCAUGGACUCGGUGGCUCUUCUGAGGACUCCAUCACAACAUCACUGCAGAGAUGUGAUCAUCUUUCAGACCCAGCCAUACUCCCUCUUCAGGUUGUGUGAGGACUUCAUGGGGAAAAACCCAGAGCUGUUUGGGAAGCAGCUGAACUGGCUGCCGUCAAAACUGAGAAACAAAGUGGAUAAGAGAGUGGCCUUUUUCUCUAACAUGAAGCCUGUCCUCACAGAUUGAACAGGACUGUUUUAAGAGCCAUGAGAUUCUGAGCUUAGUCAUUUACAACAGAACUAUUCACUUUUUUGUGUUGAAUAUGUUUCUGUGUUCAUAAUGAUUUAAAAAAAAAAAACAUGGUGCUAAAGUUUCAUUGUUUUAACUUAAGGAAGUAUAAUUUGUAAAUAAAGUAUUUGUUACUGUCUUAUUUUAAACAACAAAAAUUAAUGAGGUAAAGUUUUACUCCAUGUAGUGUUUUGUUGAUCUGUUUUUUGAAUAAAGGUAUUGAUAUUGUA